Molecule: messenger RNA, 2065 nt
Organism: Stegastes partitus (bicolor damselfish)
Lineage: Eukaryota; Metazoa; Chordata; Actinopteri; Pomacentridae
Gene: lrrc47
Product: leucine rich repeat containing 47
Exons: 7
Coding region: 21-1700 (559 amino acids)
Biological process (GO): phenylalanyl-tRNA aminoacylation
Molecular function (GO): protein binding; RNA binding; phenylalanine-tRNA ligase activity
Source: RefSeq, a predicted model, not a curated record
UGUGCCGACUCUCCAGCAGCAUGGAUGUCAUGGAGAAGUGGCCAGAAAUAGAGAAAGCAGCCGCGGAGAAGAGGCGUGAGCUGGUCCUCCAGGGCCCUGCUGUCGACAAGAAGGUGUCCUCCUGCGGGGGCCUCCCCUCCUCCAUCUACUCCCUCACUCUGCUCAACUAUCUGGAGGUCAGCCAGUGCCCGAGCCUAACGGAGAUCCACGAGGACAUCCAGCAUCUGACCAACUUGCAGAGCCUCAUCCUGUGCAGGAACAAGCUCGCCUCCGUUCCGGAUGUCAUCGGCAGUCUCAAGUCCCUGAAGGUCCUGGACGUUUCAGGGAACAACAUCACGGCCUUACCGGAGGGAGUGACCCAGCUGAGGGAGCUCAACACUCUGAAUGUGAGCUGUAACCGGCUGGAGGUCCUGCCGGAGGGGCUGAGCCGGUGCACCAAGCUCUCCUCCAUCAACAUCUCCAAGAACCUCAUCCGCCGGUUCCCCGCUGACCUGUACUCGGAGCGCCUGGACCUGCUCAGCGCUCUAGUGGCCUCCGACAACUGCGUGGAGGAGCUGAGCGGAGACAUCCACAGGCUGCCGGCUCUGAAGGUGCUGGAUCUCUCUAACAACAAGCUGAGCGAGAUCCCCUCCGGUCUGAGCGACUGCCCCAAGCUGAAGGAGAUCAACUUCAAAGGCAACAAGCUGAACGACAAGCGCCUGGAGAAGAUGGUGAACGGCUGCCAGACCAAGUCCAUCCUGGACUACCUGAGAGGAAAAGGAAGGGGAAGGCAGGGAGAGGACGGAGGCGAUGCCGACGGAGGACGCAACGCAGACAAGAAGAAGAGGCAGCAGCAGAGAAAGAAGAAGGAGAAGGUGACGGAGGAACCGGAUGAGGUGGAAGAGCUGAACAAGAUGGUGGUGAGGGUUCUCCACGUUUCAGAUGCUCCCACAGCGCUGACGGUCACGGUGAGCGCAGAGGUGAAGGAUGUUCGGCCGUACCUGGUGUGCUGCAUCGUGGGAGGUAUGAACCUGAAGCCUGGCAAUGCCCUCAAACGCUUUCUGAUGGCUCAGACAAAGCUUCACGAGGACUUAUGUGGUAAAAGAACCAUCGCAACCAUCGCCACCCAUGAUGUGCAGCUUCUCAAAGGUCCCCUCACGUACGAUGUGAAACCGCCCACCCAGCUGAAGAUUGUGUCACUGGGGCGAAAGGAGAUGACGGCCGUCGAGCUGAUAAGACACCUUCACCUGGAGGCCGAGGAGCUGAGGAAGCAGAAGAAGAGGCAGAACGUCACUGGCCUCCACAAAUACCUGCAGCUCCUGCAAGGAAAGUCUCUCUAUCCCUGCCUCGUGGACGCAGAAGGACAUGUCAUCUCUUUCCCGCCAAUCACCAACAGUGAGAAGACCAAGAUUAAGAAGACGACCAAAGAGCUGUUCUUGGAGGUGACGAGUGCAACCAGCCUGCAGACCUGUAAAGAUGUGAUGGAUGCUCUGAUUGUAAAAAUGGCCGAGCUGAACAAGUUCACCGCAGAGCAUCAGGAGGAGGUGGGCUCGGACGGCGAAGGUGACGGCCCACCAGAACCCACCGUCAGUGACGAGACCUCCAGCCAGCUGGUCGUCCAGCAGGUCCGAACAGUCGACCAGGAUGGCAACCUGAAGGUCGUGUACCCGUCGAAGACAGACCUCUCCAAGGACGUCAGCAACUUGACGGUGGUUUGGUAGUUUGGAUUCAGUCAGAUGUUUACACCCAUUCACAUCCUACAUGAAGUCGUUUUAACAAACUGGGGACGUUUUUACUAAGUCUUGAUCACAUGUGUUUGCUUCAGACAGCUUCAGGGACAAUUUUGCAUCUAAACCAACAUCCUGCAGCAGUUUGAUUUUCACAGAAUCUCACAUUAUUAUGAGCUGUCUGGUUAGAAACGUUAACAUUACUGAUUAAUGUGCAGCUUUUUGAACCACAUGCAGACUAACAACUGUUUCCUGGGAGAACGCUACACGUCAUUUACUGUCCAAAUGUCCUUAUUUUGUAUUAUUUGUAAACAGAAGACAACUGAAAAAUGAAUUAAACUGACACUGACUUGCUCUUA